CUCGACGAUCACUUCUCCCGACCAAGGUAUGUAUGUUUGGAGCGUACAAGUCAAACGAAGGCUGCUAUAUAAGUAGCAACAGCGGACGCUGAUCGUUUUGGAUCGAAUCCAUGCGUGUGCAGAAGCGCGUUGCCACCCAUUCCGAUUCGGGCGUUGCUGUUUCGGAACUUUGAGCCCUGCUGCGUGAAGGCAGCACCGCCGAAGACGUUCUUGUGCGUUCCGUUGCUUGGAUCCUUUUUCCUCGUUGCUCAUCGACUUCCCCCCUAUUCGCAUCGUGUGCGUUAGCAAAGAAACAAGACUACCAAAAUGCCGGUUCCGAGAAGACGCAAACCCAAGGGAGGCAGCCUCGCGGCCCUCUCGCCAACCKCGUUGCUGUCGGCCGCAUUCGAUAUCGACUACAUUUUCCAGCGAUCGAAGACGCUGCUGUAUUAUACKUUUGCACCCGCGGUGAUAUAUUAUGGAAUGACGACCGAACCCGCCCCUACCAGUUGGUUUGAAUUGAUUAACAUUUUUUAGAAUUGAAUAGAACCGAACGAAACGAAUCUGGAUGGGAUGAGACGAAAUAAAGUAUGAAAUGAAAU
Messenger RNA from Pseudo-nitzschia multistriata, 581 nucleotides. NCBI's taxonomy places the organism in Eukaryota, Bacillariophyta, Bacillariophyceae, Bacillariales, Bacillariaceae. The record is from the annotation of a GenBank genome assembly.